Messenger RNA from Vicia faba (fava bean), 561 nucleotides. Lineage: Eukaryota; Viridiplantae; Streptophyta; Magnoliopsida; Fabales; Fabaceae. The record is from the annotation of a GenBank genome assembly.
AUGAGAAACAGCAUAAGAUGUUGCAUAUCUUGCAUCCUUCCAUGUGGAGCACUCGACGUAAUCCGCAUAGUACACUGUAACGGCAGAGUAGAAGAAAUCAGUGGCACUAUCAAAGCAAGUGAAAUCAUGAAAGCGUAUCCAAAACAUGUCCUCAAGAAACCUUCAUCUUCCUCCUCACAAGACGGUGUUGUUCCGAAGAUCGUCGUUGUUCCUCCCGAUGCUGAUCUUCAGCGCGGGAAGAUUUACUUCCUCAUGCCUCUCCCUUCGCCGCCGCCAGAGAAAAAUAACCAGCGCCAUGUGAAAAACUCUUCGAAUGGAAGAAAGAAAAGAAAGGAACAGAAUAAUAACAAUAACAAUGACAACAACAAUAGUACUACUGCUACUGCUGCUACUACUACUAACAACAACGUUGGAAACAGUGGUUUGCUUGUGUCUUCUGAUCAGUACUUGACUGAGAUUUUGUCUGAGAAACUUUCGUGUCAGAGAGAGAGAAGAAGAGGACGUGUUGCUGUGUGGAGACCUCACUUGGAGAGUAUUUCUGAGUCACCAAAUCAUCUAUAA